AUGAUAGUCUGUCGUUUUCUUUUAUUUAUUGUAUUGAUAAAUACAUUAUUAGCUUAUGAAUCAUGGACAUUUCCACGAAGUACAAGUUUUCAUCAUACAUUAGAAUUAUUUCAUGCUCGUGCAACAACUUCACAUCCAUCAUUUUCAUUUACAUUAUCAUCUCUUCUAUCAUUUGUUGUCAAUGAAACACAUUGUCAUGAUGAUUUGUUAUUAUUAAUGAAUGGAUUUCUACAAAAAGAAAAAUGGGCAUUAAAAAUUAUCGAUUCAUGGGGUAUAAAACCACCAGCUGGUCUUCUCGAAGGAUCUCAUUUAUGGUUAGGUUCAUAUGAUGAAUGUCUUCAUCCACUUUAUUUACCAACUAAUCAAACUCAUGUUAUACAACCAUAUCAUACAAAAUAUUGUACUGUUUCUAGUCCAUCUAAUACUACUGAUGAUGAUAAUGUUUUCUUUGCAAAACCAGCAUUAAUUAUUGGAAUCUGUUUACCAAUAUCAUGUCAUUCACAUGAUUUUCAUAUAGAAUCUUUAGCAAUUCAAUGUAGAUCCGAUGAGAGAUAUUUUUCAAUAGGAACAACAUAUACAAUAAGUUUAAUUAUUUUACUUAGCUUAUUUGUAUGUUUUGCAACAUUUAUACCCUUCCUAAAUGAAUAUUCUCCAAUAACAACAUUGAAAAAGAUUUUUUCGUUAAAAAGAAGCCCUUCAACAUAUUCAUUUAUAAAUGGAAUACGUGCAAUUUCAUUACUAUGGAUUAUUCUUGGUCAUUCAUAUACUUUUUAUUUGAGUAUAGCAGAUAAUGUUGUUCAUAUCUUUGAUAAUAUACAUAAUUCAUUAUUAUUACAAUUAAUAGUUGGUGCUGUAUAUGGUGUAGAUACAUUCUUUUUUAUUAGUGGAUUUCUAGCAGUAUCUGUAUUUGUUACUACAUUUCAAAAUCAAAAUGUAUUUCGUAUUCAACAUUUAUUUUGUUAUUAUUUUCAUCGUUAUUGUCGAUUAAUUCCAACAUUAGUAUUUGUAUUACUUAUUAGUAUGCAUUUAACUCCAUGGAUGGGAUCAGGUCCAAUUUUUCCAACAGUGAAUGGUUUCGAAGUGCCAACUUGUCAUAAUCAUUGGUGGGCAACGAUAUUAUUUCUUAAUAAUUUCGUAUCACCAACACAAGCAUGUUUACCAGUAACUUGGUAA
Messenger RNA from Adineta steineri, 1173 nucleotides. The record is from the annotation of a GenBank genome assembly. Lineage: Eukaryota; Metazoa; Rotifera; Eurotatoria; Adinetida; Adinetidae.